Molecule: messenger RNA, 2980 nt
Organism: Culex pipiens pallens (northern house mosquito)
Lineage: Eukaryota; Metazoa; Arthropoda; Insecta; Diptera; Culicidae
Product: serine protease grass-like
Exons: 3
Coding region: 1415-2932 (505 amino acids)
Biological process (GO): proteolysis
Molecular function (GO): serine-type endopeptidase activity
Source: RefSeq, a predicted model, not a curated record
AGUUCUUUGAUGCUCCGCGUGCAAAAAUGGGAAAAUGAUGAAAUCGGCAAAAGAACAUUUUUUCACUAAAACUGCGAUAACUUUUAUGUUAAGGGAUGACCUAUACUUUUUUGGGGAACCAAAAGUUGCAUCUUUCAAUUACGAUAGUAUUCAAAAAAAAAAAUCAUGGAAAAGGGGUCAAGAAAUGGCUUUACGCACAGCAGAAGAAUAGAAAAGGGAACGAUUUCUUGGGACUUUUCUUCACCCUUGCUUUCGCUGCCGCUGCUGCCCAUUUUAAUUUCCAGAGUUUUUUUUUUAACAGGUCCUAUAAGCACCACCUUCACGGUGGGUCUACGAGGCCGAAUAAAAAAAACAUUUUUCGAGUGAUUUUAUAGCCUUUCCUCAUUGAGGUGAGGCAAAAAGCUAGGACAAACAGGAAACCUUAGAAACCAGGCGUCUCCAAUGAAUCAUUUAGGAUCUUGUCAGAAUGCCGUGACUAGCCGUGAAAGUGACAUAAAUUUUUCGACUUUUUGUUCUUUUAAUGUAUUGAUUUUUGGUAUCAUAGCUAGGGGAACAGCAUGUAAUUUCAUCGAGCACCUACUGUUGGCAUAUCUGCCCCAUGUGGUUCAAGCUGUACUUUCUAAAUGCGUUCUCAACUGAAACCAAGUAAUAAGUAAAAAGUGAGGAAGCAAGACUUCAACAAAAACAAAAUAUGUAAUACUGAGAAACAGCUAAUUGGAUGGAAUUAGGACCGAACCCUUAACCAGCCAAACAUGUAAAAAAAAUCCCUUAGUGAGACUUUUUGCAAAAAAAAUCCUGUUUUGUAUCCUCGACAUUAAAUUAGUCAGUUCCUAACAAAACGGGGGUUCUAACAAUUAAUAAAUUACCGUCUACAAACGAAACAAAUCAACUCACUCAUAAACAAAUGCGUAAAUUCUAACUUCAUGAACACGAUUCAGUCCAGCCUCUGAGGACCGAUUCAGUUCAUCAUUCGACGAAGGCAUGGAACGUAUAAACUGAAUUAAUGUAACAAAAAAAGUUUGCGAAAAAAAAUCCCCGCCGAGCUGAAUGCGGGUGUGUGACUUUCAGCAAACAGUAACAUCCAACUAGUUUGAACCACAAUCAUGUAUAAAACUGAUCAACGCAAGCCAGCGGACGCCUGCUGUACCGCCGAAGACCAGCCCCCACAAAUUGAUCAACGCAAGAGAAAUGCUACAACCGACCCGUGAAGAGUCACCACCAGUAGCAGGCCUCCCAAGGGAACGAUUCGGGGAUCACCCGGCAAUGAACGAAUGAACUGCUUUCAAUCGAGAGCAAGAGAGAAUCGGAGGAAAGUUCAUUCGAUAUAAAACGGCUUGAUUCUUUGCCACAUUAGCUCAGUGUUCAAUGAGGUUCCGUCCAAGAAUCUCAACUUAAUUUAGAGGAAAUUUUCAAAAUGUCUUUCGUAUUUAUUAAAUCAGUAGUCCUGUUGACGACCCUACUCGCUGUCCAGGCCAAACAGUGCCCCUCCGAGCAGGACCUGUGCGUUCCGGUGCAGUAUUGCGCGCCAAUUUACGAGGCCAUCAUGUCCGACCGUGCCCAACGCAACGCCACCCUGCAGGAGUACAUCUGGUCGCGGACGUGUCACACCGUGGGCGUGGACCGUGAGCCACGCGUUUGCUGCAACCGGAUCGAGGUACCGCUGGGAAAGCGGUGUUCCGGGGCGUCCGGAACGCCAGGUCGGUGCGUGGGCCCCGAACGGUGCGAACUCAUCGCGAAAUAUCUGGAGCGGGAUCGGCGCAGUCCUGCCAUCGAGCGGACACUAGCGGAGAAUGUGUGCUUCCGGGAUGGGGAUAAGGACUUUUAUUGCUGUCCUGAGGCCAUGGUUAUCGAGGCCAAAACGGCGCCACAAUCGAUGGAUCUGGUGCUGCCACCGCCCAGCUCGUUGAAGAUCGGUAAUGCCUUCCCCUCCUGCAAGGACCCCACCGGCUCGAAAGGCCGCUGCGUUCCGGUCCGCAACUGCGACGCCAUCCACAGUGCGUUCCUGAACGAACGCAUCACACAGGAUCGCAAAAUGGCCGACUUUGUGCGGGCCAGCAGCUGCCCGUCGGACGCCCGGGACGGCCACUCGAUCUGUUGCGCCGCGGUGAAACCGGCCAAAAUGGUGGACUUUAUCGCCCACUCGAAGGCCGCCCGGUUGGGCUUAAAGCACUGCGGAACGGUUCGGUUGGCGGACAACAUCCUGCUCGGGAGUGCGACCGGCCUGGGGCAGUUUCCGUGGAUGGCCAAUUUGAUGUACAAGCGGAAGGGGGCGCUCAAAAGCUUGUGCAGUGGAUCGUUGAUCCAUCCGAGGUACGUGUUGACGGCGGCCCACUGUAUGAAGGGCAACACGAGACCGGUAGCGGUCCGAUUGGGCGAGUACGACCUGUCCAGUGAUCCGGACUGCGUCGACGGACGGUGUGCGGCCAAGGUGAAGGAAUACCCGAUCGAGAAGCUCAUCCCGAACAACAACUUCAACGGAUUCGACGCGGACUACGACAUUGCGUUGAUCCGACUUGCUCGAAAAGUCGUCCUGGUAGACGGAGAGGUCUUUCCGGUUUGUCUUCCGUUGACCGAAAGCCUGAUGAUGCUGAAACCAAACCGACUGACGGUUACCGGCUGGGGUCAGACGGAGGACCAGCGGGCUUCAAACGUCCUGCUGGAGGCGGAUCUGCAAGUGGUGCCGCGGACUGACCUGUGUCAAGGCGAGUCGACGUUUUGUGCGCGAGGACGAGACAUGGCCGGCCAUUGUCGGGGGGACUCGGGUGGUCCGUACCAGACGGUGGUUCCGGUGGGGGACGGUUCCCACAGGUUCGUUCAGUUUGGAGUGGUUUCCGGUGGGCCGGCCGAGUGUAGUGUAAAUGAGAAGAGGCCCGGUGUGGGUGUGAUGGUCAGCUAUCACAUCAACUGGAUACUGGACAAUUUGGAAAAUUAACUAGAUUAGGUUUAAGAGAGCACUGUAAAUAAAAUGUACAAAUCUCGA